GGAGGCCCUGAGUCGACUGCGCCGCGUGUGUACUGCGCACGUUUACCCGGCGAAUAUCUAUCUGCCAGUCACCCAGAAGGCCCGACGAAGUCCUGCGGCAACCCACUGCACUGUCUCGAGUAUUGUACGUGCGUGUGUGGGUGAGGGUGCGCGCGUGUGUCAGUGCCACUGCCAGCAGCCUCGACACCUCUUCGUUGCCCUGCUGCCUCGUUGCUGCUGGGAGGGAAUGAUACUGUGAACAGCCCUACAUACACAGUACCACCCACGUCGCACCAACCAACAGCUCUCUCAAUGGGGAUUCCAUCAGCUCUCGAACCACGAUUCCGCUCGGCCGCUCCGGACACGCCACCUGAGAUCCUCACCCCAGACUCGGCCUCCUUUCCUUCAAGACAGCCAGAGGAGCGGCCUUGGAACCCACGUGCUCCGCCGUCUCCUCCGAUGUCCAACUAUGACCCGACCAUCAAGACAACCGACAUGUCGUCGUCCAACAAGGGGUCACAUGAACCUCUGAUCCGCGAGGAGCCCUCUUCCCAGCACAGUGCUCCACGACAACAGCUCCCAUCUCUGAGCAGCAUCUUUGGCCCACCAUCACAGAUGCACCAGUUUCCAUCAGCCUUCUCGGAUCGUCCAGGCCCCUAUCACCAUCCCUCAUCACUUGACCACCCCCUCAGACCGACAGUGGGCUCGUCUUCAUAUUUCCCCCCAUUAUCAACAUCUUCAGCGGCAGCAGCGGCACAGCCUCGGAACCCUCUCGACGCGAGGUUCCAGGACCGUCCGCAGAUCCCCUCACUCUCCCAGAUCUUCCCGGGACCUCUCUCGCCCCUGCCGCGGCAAGAGCAAAAAGAGGGCUUGCGCACGGAGUACAGCUCGGGAAGCCAAUGGUCGAUGCAACACGACACCGGCCGGGAAUACUCCCUCGCCAGCCGCGAACAGACGUACCAGUCGCCUGUCGAUAGGUAUUCCCUCCACUUGCCGGGGACGGCCCGUGACGAGAAUCGAAGAUUGGAUUCUCGGGAGCAACUCGCAGCGCCGCAGACCCCGACAUACAAUCCUCCCGCGACGCCGACCAGCAGUCUCGGCUCCGAAGUUCCUCCGACCAAGGAUGGCUUGGGCCCCAAGAUCUGGACCGGGACGCAUUUUCUGCCGCGCUUCGUCAGGGCGGCCGAGGUGCCCGGCGAAGGGAUGUGUUACUUCUACGAUGACGGGAGCCACUGCAAGACGGUCAUCGACGGGGAAGCCGUCAACGCGCACUGGGGUGUGACGAAGGCGGGGAAGCCGAGGAAACGUCUCGCCAUCGCCUGCGUCACUUGUCGUGAGAAGAAGAUCAAGUGCGACCCGGACUAUCCUCGGUGCGUACAAUGCGAGAAGUUUGGAAGGGUCUGCAAAUUCAAAAAUGCGCCCCGAGGCGGCGGCCACAACACAUCCCCGUCCACCCCAUCCAUCGAACCGGAAGACACACGGCGUCUCGGGAGAAUCAUGCGACCGGCGACAGAAUUCACGAGGCCUAGCAGCCAUUCGAGCGAGUCUGUCUCGCCACGGACGAUUCGGCCGGCGAGCCCCGAAUUCGGCCCAUCGGUACCCCGGAAGCAGGCUCGUGUAGAUUACGAGCACUACAGUCCGACGACCGGGAGGAGUUCCCCGAUAGCACCAAUCGCUGACCCGGCAGCGCCGGCCUUUUCAUGGCGGCAGCCAGAAACGUUGCCUCGCAUACACGAGGAUGUCCUGCGGCGGCCGUGGCAGACAGACCCGUAUGUGUCCUAACCUGCAUCUCAUCGCCGUCUCUCCACGGCAGAUGCGGUGGCUCCUGUCGCGCAAUAUGUUUUGAGAGCGGCACUCACAAGGAAACGCUUCAGACGACCCGAUACUCGCGUAUAACUUAAUCUGUCGUCGCCCGUCGUCCCAUCGGCACACAUGGG
Messenger RNA from Chaetomium strumarium, 1916 nucleotides. RefSeq lists its product as uncharacterized. The transcript is spliced from 2 exons. Bases 292 to 1761 code for a protein of 489 amino acids. The record is from RefSeq and is a predicted model, not a curated record. Gene Ontology annotation, molecular function: zinc ion binding; DNA-binding transcription factor activity, RNA polymerase II-specific. NCBI's taxonomy places the organism in Eukaryota, Fungi, Ascomycota, Sordariomycetes, Sordariales, Chaetomiaceae. Gene Ontology annotation, cellular component: nucleus. Gene Ontology annotation, biological process: regulation of DNA-templated transcription.